AGAGUGAGAGAGAGAGAGAGCAUCAGUCAGGCCUGUGCGCGUCUAUUGUUCGCUCAGCGUGUGAACACAAAGACUCUUGAGGCGGGUCCAUCGAGCACGAGCGCCGCGGGAUCUGCAGCUUGAGGCCUCGAACGACUCAAACGGGCCGAUUUUACCUCAUUAAUCACCAAUUCUCGUAAUUUAACACCGAUUCUCAUGAUCACUCUCGUCCCGGGAUUCACAUAAUCCCGUGUGUUGUCGCUCGGUCCUCCGGUACAUCAGUGUUUCAGGCUGUUCCUCCAAGUCAUUCAAGCUGUACUCCCCGAAGGAGCCCCCCAACGGAAGCGCUUUUCCCCUCUUCCACCCCGGCACCAUGCUGGACAGAGACGUGGGCCCGACGCCCAUGUACCCCCCCACAUACCUGGAGCCAGGCAUCGGGAGACACACACCGUAUGGAAAUCAGACCGACUACAGGAUAUUUGAACUGAACAAGCGGCUCCAGAACUGGACCGAGGACUGUGAUAAUCUGUGGUGGGACGCUUUUACUACUGAAUUCUUCGAAGAUGACGCAAUGCUCACCAUCACUUUCUGUCUGGAGGACGGCCCUAAACGAUACACGAUUGGUCGGACGCUGAUUCCACGUUAUUUCAGGAGUGUGUUUGAGGGCGGCGCCAACGAGCUGUACUACAUCCUGAAACACCCGAAAGAGUCUUUCCACAACAACUUUGUGUCUCUAGACUGCGAUCAGUGCACGAUGGUCACACAAAAUGGCAAACCCAUGUUCACACAGGUGUGUGUGGAGGGCCGUUUGUACCUGGAGUUCAUGUUUGAUGACAUGAUGAGGAUAAAGACGUGGCAUUUCAGCAUCCGGCAGCACAGAGAGCUCAUUCCCCGCAGCAUCCUGGCCAUGCAUGCUCAGGACCCACAGAUGUUGGAUCAGCUGUCCAAAAACAUCACCAGAUGUGGCCUGUCCAACUCCACCCUCAACUACCUCCGAUUGUGUGUGAUCCUGGAGCCCAUGCAGGAGCUGAUGUCCAGACACAAGACGUACAGUCUGAGUCCCAGAGACUGCCUGAAGACCUGCCUGUUCCAGAAGUGGCAGAGGAUGGUCGCUCCACCAGCUGAACCAGCCAGACAGGCACCGAGUAAACGGCGGAAGCGGAAGAUGUCUGGUGGCAGCAACAUGAGCGCAGGUGGCGGCGCUAAUAAUAACAGCAACAGCAAGAAGAAAAGCCCAGCGAACAGCUUCCCGCUGUCCAGUCAAGUUCCUGAUGUGAUGGUGGUGGGAGAGCCCACUCUGAUGGGGGGGGAGUUUGGUGACGAGGACGAGCGUCUGAUAACGCGGCUGGAGAACACGCAGUUUGAUGCGGCCAACGGCAUCGAUGACGAGGACAGCUUUAACAACUCGCCCGCUCUCGGCGCCAACAGCCCCUGGAAUAACAAACCGCCAUCCAGCCAAGAGGGCAAGAACGACAACCCCACUUCACAAGCGUCUCAGUGAGACUCAGGGCGAGGGGGCGGGGCUGGGGACAGCCAAUGGGAGCGUUGGGUAUCAAACAGGAAGAGGUUGCAGCCAUUCGGUCAAGGGUCAACUUAUUCAUCUACCUGCAGGACGACGCCCAGCGCUGGACUUCCUGUGUCAGAGGAAACAGACACCAGAGAUGAGCGCCGAACCACAACACACAAACAAUUUCAUCAACACAAACAGGACUGAGUGAAUCUAGUGACACCGGUUCAUAUUUCACCACAAAAUCAAAACUCAAUGAGUACGUCCAUUCGGAAUAAUACGAAUUACCGUCAGACAUCGAGGGGUGAUCUCACAAAACCCGUCAAGAACAUGUCCUGGUCAAAUUUAACCUCAACUCAAAACCAUUCUCAAAUUAUAUUUGCAUUGUGACAUUCUUUUCAGGGCACUUAAACACAUUUUACCCCUCAAUGCACGUCUGGAUGUCCAGAGAUGAUCGUCAUUCCUCACAUAUUUAUGAUGAAAUCAGUGAUGAUGAAAGGAGUACCGCUGUGAUGUAUAAAUACAGUACUGGAAAUCUCAUGAUGACCAUCUUUUGCCCACUUUACAGUAAUGAGAAUGUCAAAAAUGUGCGUAACUCCUGAAAAUAAUGUCACAAUGCUCCUGCUGUUUAAUAUCCGGGAAGGAUUCACAUUUUGCAGAGUUUGCUCUGUGUUUUAUACCGGCCUCUAUUUCCCUAGAACGUUUUUAUUCCAUUUAUUUUCUCUUUUUUUUACCGAUGUUGAAAGCUGCAAACCAAGGAGUAACUGGACCGUCGUGGUCCUAAAAGAUUUCAACCCUCAGAUUUUAUUGGUUUGUAUAAUUUUGGAAAGAGUCAUUUAGUGUGGGCUUUGAUUGAUUUGUGUGUACUUGUGCUUGUAUAUUUAAGGUAGUAGCAGAGUUGUGUAUAACUGUAUUGAGAUGUAUUCCUCCUUAGAGUUACAUAAAGCCAUUCUGAUCUAAUGUAUCAUGAAAGAUAAAACACAUCAACCUCGUCUUCACCCCUCUUAAUUAUGAUUUUUUCAUUUGUGUAAAUCUGAUGGAUUCAAAUCAAGGGCACAGUCUCCAUGUUUGUUUUUAUUCAAUAUUAAUCUUUACAUGGAUUUCAAUGAUUGACGUUUUGUUUUUGUCCAUCUCUUGGUUUUACUUUGUGAAGCGAGACCAAGCGUGGGCAACUAGUCAUGUUUUUAUCUUCACCCAAUUCUGCUGAGGACUUCAACAAUUUUUGUACUUUUUGAUUGUUUUGGUUUCCCCGGGUUAAUUUGAAUGAAUUAAAGGUCUGCACUUGUAAUUGAAAUAAAUCCGCAACCUUUUCCUCUUUUAACCUUCCUUGUAGAGAUGUCCCUGUUUGAUAUGACUUUUUCUUAAUUUCUGCCCUUGAUUAAAUUAAUGUAUGGAACCAAUAAAAUAUGAAU
Messenger RNA from Xyrauchen texanus (razorback sucker), 2898 nucleotides. Its product is annotated as LIM domain-binding protein 1. Gene Ontology annotation, biological process: positive regulation of transcription by RNA polymerase II; nervous system development; negative regulation of transcription by RNA polymerase II. The coding region runs from base 353 to 1480 and encodes 375 amino acids. The transcript is spliced from 11 exons. Gene Ontology annotation, molecular function: LIM domain binding. Gene Ontology annotation, cellular component: nucleus; transcription regulator complex. Lineage: Eukaryota; Metazoa; Chordata; Actinopteri; Cypriniformes; Catostomidae. The record is from RefSeq and is a predicted model, not a curated record.